Molecule: messenger RNA, 823 nt
Organism: Diceros bicornis minor
Lineage: Eukaryota; Metazoa; Chordata; Mammalia; Perissodactyla; Rhinocerotidae
Gene: SURF2
Product: surfeit 2
Exons: 6
Coding region: 26-799 (257 amino acids)
Source: RefSeq, a predicted model, not a curated record
UCCCAGCUCCGUGGGCCGCCGAGCCAUGGGCGAGCCUGCUGCCGACGUGCGCGCCUUCCUGCGCGAGCACCCGAGCCUGCGGCUGGAGCCUGGCGCCAGCAAGGUGAGGUGCACUCUGACGGGCCACGAGCUGCCCUGCCGCCUGCCCGAGCUCCAGGUCUACACUCGCGGCAAGAAGUACCAGCGGCUGAUUCGAGCCUCCCCGGCCUUCGACUACGCCGAGUUCGAGCCGCACAUCGUGCCCAGCACCAAGAACCCGCACCAGCUGUUCUGCAAACUCACUCUGCGGCACAUCAACAAGUCCCCGGAGCAUGUGCUAAGGCAUACCCAGGGCCGGCGGUACCAGAGAGCUCUGCGUAAAUAUGCGGAGUGCCAGGAGCAGGGUGUGGAGUAUGUGCCUGCCUGCCUCCUGCACAAGAGGAGGAGGAGGGAAGACCAGAUGGACAGUGACGGGCCACCUCACCCCAGAGAAGCCUUCUGGGAACCCGAAUCCAGCGAUGAGGAUGGCGCCCCGAGUGACAAUGACGACAGUAUGACAGACCUGUACCCACCCGAGCUGUUCACCAGAAAGGACCUGGGAGGCACUGAGCAUGGGGACAACACUGAUGACUUUUUGACAGAUGAUGAGGAUGAGAAGCCAAGGCGCCCACGGGAGAAGGGCCCUGGGGAUAGAGAGGGGAUGGAAGUGGACCGGGAGAUGGUCCUCAAGCGCAGGAAGAAGCAGUUGGGCUCGUCCAAGAAGUUCAAGAGUCAUCACUGCAAACCGAGGAGCUUCAGGUCUUUUAAACAGUCAGGUUAAUAAAAGAUGGCUGGAGACAACGCA